CCACCUCGAGUGCCGCUAGCUCCAAUCGGAGCUGUGUGAUCGGGUUGUGUACGCCCUUCGUAGCCUUACCCGGAAGCUGAUGUCUUGAGGGAGAAGGCGCGAAUAUGAACCCUUUAACUAAAGUGAAGCUGAUCAACGAACUGAAUGAGCGAGAGGUUCAGCUUGGGGUGGCAGAAAAGGUGUCUUGGCACUCGGAAUACAAGGACAGCGCCUGGAUCUUUCUUGGAGGGCUUCCUUACGAGCUGACAGAAGGAGACAUCAUCUGUGUGUUCUCACAAUAUGGGGAGAUUGUCAACAUUAAUCUUGUGAGAGACAAGAAGACUGGGAAAUCCAAAGGGUUCUGUUUCCUGUGCUAUGAAGAUCAGCGGAGCACGGUUCUGGCUGUUGACAAUUUCAACGGAAUUAAGAUCAAAGGAAGAACUAUCCGUGUGGACCAUGUGUCAAACUACCGGGCCCCUCAGGAAUCAGAAGAUGUGGACGAUGUGACCAGAGAGCUUCAGGAGAAGGGCUGUGGGGCUAAAACACCUCCGUCAAGUUCUCCUGAGCUCUCUGAAGACGAAGAUGUCAAGCCCAUAAAAAAGCACAAAAAAGACAAAAAGGAGAAAAAGAAAAAAAAGAAAGAAAAAGAGAAGACUGAACACAAGGUGCAAACAGAGCUGCCAUCCUGCUCUUUGUCCUCCAGCAGCAAGGCAGUAAAGGAAAAGGAUGAGCCAAAGAAGCACAGCAGCAAGACCGUAGAGAAAGCCCAGAAGUCUGAAUCCAGAGAGGGGAGGCAGAAGCACCCAGGCUCCCCUGAUGUCAGGAGUUCCUUCCAUGGUAGAGCAGAGGACCCCGAGUGGGAGCCAAAGAGAGAGAAACCCAAGCAUGAGCAUAAGUCCUCCAGUAGGAGGGAGGGAGAGGAAAGGAGCAGAGAGAGGGAUAGAGGGAGGAGCUCAGGUACUCAUUCCAGCAGGCAUGGUGGCCAUUCUGAAGGGCGGAGUCAUAGAAGCAGGAGCCCGGAUAAGUCCCAUAGGCAUAAAAAGCAUAGGCAUUCCCGGGAGCGGGAAUCCUUCCAUGCCAGUGACCGUAGACAUUACUGAAGCCUGUUCCAGCUGGCCAGUUCUUUGAAAAUAUUUUGUUGCAUAAA
Molecule: messenger RNA, 1126 nt
Organism: Peromyscus leucopus (white-footed mouse)
Lineage: Eukaryota; Metazoa; Chordata; Mammalia; Rodentia; Cricetidae
Gene: Rbmx2
Product: RNA binding motif protein X-linked 2
Exons: 6
Coding region: 105-1079 (324 amino acids)
Biological process (GO): mRNA splicing, via spliceosome
Cellular component (GO): catalytic step 2 spliceosome; U2 snRNP; precatalytic spliceosome
Molecular function (GO): RNA binding
Source: RefSeq, a predicted model, not a curated record